Molecule: messenger RNA, 1383 nt
Organism: Oldenlandia corymbosa var. corymbosa
Lineage: Eukaryota; Viridiplantae; Streptophyta; Magnoliopsida; Gentianales; Rubiaceae
Source: the annotation of a GenBank genome assembly
AUGGCAACAGCUUUAGCUCAGUCGACCAAUUUGGUUUCGUUGGCUCCGACGCUGAUUAGCUCCCAAUCUAAAAGGACUAAUGGUAGUAGCCGCAAUAGAUCCUCAACCACAAUUUGUGUUUCUCAGCAGGCGGAUACACCUCCGAGGUUCAAUUUGAACUUUUCUUCCCGACAGCGUUCGGGCAAGGCGCUGGUUUCAGAUAUCAAACUUCAUUUCCAACAAGUGCAGCAUGAGGAACAACAGCACUGUGAUUCAGUCGUAGAGGAUGAAGACGUUGAUGAUUUGAUCAUGACUCAGAUUCUUGGCUUUAUUGAUGGUCGUUGUCCUGAGCCUGCUCCGAAUUCACUUUUGCAUUUUCGUUGGAAACAAGUUGAUUCAACAGUGAAAUCUUGGAUCUUAGCUGCCAUGUCUAGUGAUCUUGUUGCUGGUUAUAUGUAUAAUCUUAGUUCUAAGCAACUGUGGGAUGAUCUAGCUGAAAAAUAUGGAGGAAUGAGCACCACGUACUCUAGUUCUUCCAAAACUAUUGGUGGAGAUACAUCUGGUAACAAUACAGCUCUAGCUGUAAAACCUUUAUCUAAACCUGGUGGAACCUUCCACAAUGGACAAGUUAACAAGCUGAUAGGGAAUAAUAACUGGAAGAGAAGAAGUGAUGGUGUAAUUGAUACCAGGUGGUGUACUUUCUGUCAGAGGCCUGGGCAUGAGAAAGAGAACUGCUUCAAGAUCACUGGUUAUCCUGAAUGGUUUAAACCAAAAACUGGUCAAGGUUUUGGCAAUAAUGGAGCUUUCAAUAACAGUUCUGGUGGAAACGCUAAUACCAGGGCCUUUGCUAACGCUGCUGAAGUUGAGUCUCCUCUUGAUGCAGGGCGUAACACUGUUGGAGAUGUGCAACUCAUGGCUAAACAGAUAUCAAACCUACAACAAGAAUUCAACAGGCUGUUAAAGGGCAAAGAUCCACUUGGAGAUCAGACUCAACACUUUGCCAAUUUUGCUUACAUGCAAGAUUUUGCAGAUAUCAAACUUCAUUUCCAACAAGUGCAGCAUGAGGAACAGCAGCACUGUGAUUCAGUCGUAGAGGAUGAAGACGUUGAUGAUUUGAUCAUGACUCGGAUUCUUGAGAACGAGUUGAUUCGUGAGGGGGAAUGUGUUGGUGCUCUUGUUGCUAAGAUAUUAAGGGAGAUAUUAAAGGGUGAUGAUUUGGGUGAAAUUCAGACAUGGAUGAAGGAAAUGGUGUUUAGCGCAGUGGAAUUAGGAUUAAGCACAUAUGCAGAGAUGGAUGAUGGUGGUAAUAUAUUCGAAAAAUAUUGUACAAAUAUGACACAGCUUGCCAAACAGGGGAGAUUGGAUCCUGUAAUUGGAAGGCAGGAACAAAUUGAGGGUGCUUGA